GGCUCUGUGCUUUGCUUAGGAGAGAGUUUUCAUGGUCUAUUUGAAGCAUUUCUGCACCAUAGAUUUGUAAAUCUUUGAUUUGCGGUUGUGUACAACUCUUGGAAACUGAUCAGCUUGAAGUGGUGUUAAGGUGUUACUGAUUUGGGGAUGGGUUUGCUUGCUACCAAAUGCAAGAUCUUGCUGUGAGGAAUCAACAAUUUCUAGGACAGAUUUUUCUAUUUUUUCUCCUCCGUUUAGCAGUAAACAAGAAAAUGGCAGAGAGACAGCCACUCGACCAACAGCAUCAAUUGGAGCAGCAGAUACAGUCACACACGCCGAAGGAAGACAUUCUUGCCUGUAUAACGGCAUUGGAAGCUGCACUCCUUCCAUGUUUGCCUGCAAGAGAACUGCAAGCAAUAGACCGUUCCCCCCACCCUUCUCAUCAGAUCGAUGUAGAGAAGCAUGCUAGAGAUUUUAUGGAAGCUGCCAAAAAGCUUCAAUUAUAUUUUAUUGGUCUACAACAUGAAGAUCAACCAACCAAGGAAGAAAUGCUCCGUAAGGAGAUCACUCUGAUGGAAGAAGAGUUGAAGACCAAGACUGAACUGAUCAAGAAGCAUGAAAGAUUAAUCCAAGGUUGGAGGAAGGAGUUGAAAGACCAGUUGGACAAACAUAUAACUGAGUUGGAGAGGGUGUAAUUGCCAACUGCAUUUUGGAUGUGUUCUUGUUUUGCUUUUAAGAUGUUUAUUUCCUUGCCAACCUCAUAGACAGAAUUUAUUCUGUAACCAUUAUGCGAGGGAUCAGGUAGUAAGUCAGAUUCUGUCUGCUUGGUUAAGUGCAUACUUAAUUACUAGGGAUGAUUAAGAUAAUUUUCUUAUCCAUUCUGUUUUCUCAU
Molecule: messenger RNA, 871 nt
Organism: Telopea speciosissima
Lineage: Eukaryota; Viridiplantae; Streptophyta; Magnoliopsida; Proteales; Proteaceae
Product: mediator of RNA polymerase II transcription subunit 28
Exons: 3
Coding region: 168-674 (168 amino acids)
Biological process (GO): regulation of DNA-templated transcription
Cellular component (GO): mediator complex
Source: RefSeq, a predicted model, not a curated record